UCUUGGGCCUAUUUGAAAUGACGCUUUCGUCUUCUGACCCCUAGGAUCCGUCGACAUGAAUCCCGUCGUCGUGGUGCACGGAGGCGGAGCCAGCAGUAUCUCCAAGGAUCGCAAAGAGCGGGUGCGACAAGGCAUCAUCCGAGCUGCGAUCGCGGGUUACAACAUCCUCAAGGAAGGAGGGAGCGCAGUUGACGCUGUGGAAGGAGCCGUGACCGUCCUGGAAGAUGAUCCCGAGUUCAACGCAGGUUGUGGAUCUGUCUUGAAUGUAAAUGGUGAAGUUGAAAUGGACGCUAGUAUCAUGAAUGGAAAAGACCUGUCUUCAGGAGCUGUAUCUGCAGUCCAGUGUAUCGCAAAUCCCAUUAGACUUGCACGGCUUGUUAUGGAAAAGACACCUCAUUGCUUCCUGACUGACCAAGGUGCAGCAAAAUUUGCUGCAGCCAUGGGGAUUCCAACAGUUCCUGGGGAGCAGCUGGUAACAGAGAGAAACCUAAAACACCUAGAAAAAGAGAAGCAUGAGAAAUGUGCUCAGAAACCAGACCAACAAAAAAACUUGGGAACUGUGGGUGCUGUUGCCUUGGACUGCAAAGGAAACAUGGCUUACGCAACCUCGACAGGGGGCAUCGUGAAUAAAAUGGCCGGCCGAGUUGGGGACACGCCGUGUGUAGGAUCUGGAGGUUACGCUGACAAUGACAUUGGAGCCAUUUCAACCACGGGGCACGGAGAAAGCAUCCUGAAGGUGAACCUGGCCAGACUCACUCUCUUCCACGUAGAACAAGGAAAGACAUUAGAAGAGGCUGCUGACCUGUCGUUGGGUUAUAUGAAGUCAAAGGUCAAAGGUUUAGGCGGCGUCAUCUUGGUCAACAAAGCAGGAGACUGGGCAGUAAAGUGGACCUCGGCAUCCAUGCCCUGGGCGGCCGCCAAGGACGGCAAGGUGCACGCUGGCAUUGAUCUGGGCGAAGCCAGCAUCACUGACCUGCCCUAAGCCCCUGGACGAUUGUAUUCUAGAUGCUAGCUUGGAGGUAAAGUACAGUUUCCUGGUGUGGAGACUUAGCUUACUCAAUUAGAUCUAGAAAUGGAAAAAUUCUGCAGUCUGUCACUCUUUUUGUUGCCUUGAUCAAUAAGUGUCUGUAUGUUUGGUGAGGGGCGGACUGAAGUGAUGAGAGAAAUGCCCACAUUAAGAUCAAAAUAAGAUUAGCAGAGAGGACAAACUACUGAGCCUUUCUCACGGAGCAGCCCUGUUGUCCUAGGUUAGAAAGAAGAGACAUCAUGAGCUUAACCCUACAGAAACUGCCUCGGUGCAGAGCGUGCCUUGGGAACAGGGAGGCCCACGCGCAGCAGCGACACAGCUGCCCCGUGUCUGGGGCUCUCCUGGUUGCGCUUUCCCACAGGACCCUGCGAAGGGAUGCAGUGGGAAGGAAAGCACUUGCUGGAGGAACCUGAAAGUGAGACAGGAGCCCAGAACGAAUGGGAGAAGGCCAGGUGGGCCUCAAGGCAUUCAUUCAGCCUUUGUUUGAACUCAGAAUACUGGGUGAAAGACAUUAUGGGUAAAAAACAAAAACAAAAAACUGAUUUUUCUAAGAGAGUUCAGGUCUUCUCUGACUUAACUAAUGUAGAUGUUUCCAGACACUUUAAAAGGACCCUCUGGUAACCCAUAGCUCCCUGAUCUGGAGAUGGAGCUCUGCAGAGCUCCUUCACGGCAGAGGGUUUUCCUGGGCUCACACAUGAGCCAGCUCACUGGUGUUUUCCUGCAGCCAGCACGGCUGCUCAGAGCCAGCUCUGCCUGCCACAGACCCUCUGAGUCCUCACAGCAGGUAAUGGGGCUCACAAGCUCUCCGCCUCCCCUGCAACAGGGAGAGCUGAUGGAUGUAGAAAUGACACGGAUUGUUACUUAGUGCAUUCUUGUACUGUCCAGUGCUGUGGGGUACCCGCCCCCCAACUGAGAUGGGUGUGAUACAGUGUGGUCAGCAAGGUAGAGAAAGUGAUUUCCUUUCUCCUUGGGGAGAGUAUUCCUAUUCAUGUCUCUUGACACUGGAAUGGUAUUUCUGCUGUGACAUAUCUGCUCACUAUUUUAGUCUGUCAGGACUUACCUUCUCUCUGGAAAGAAAUUGCUUAACUUUAAAUUCCAUGUGCCACUAAUAAAAUGUAUUUUGAAAGAAUGA
This is a messenger RNA of Hipposideros armiger (great roundleaf bat), 2159 nucleotides long. RefSeq names its product asparaginase and isoaspartyl peptidase 1 (gene ASRGL1). The transcript has 6 exons. Gene Ontology annotation, molecular function: asparaginase activity. Bases 56 to 982 code for a protein of 308 amino acids. Lineage: Eukaryota; Metazoa; Chordata; Mammalia; Chiroptera; Hipposideridae. The record is from RefSeq and is a predicted model, not a curated record. Gene Ontology annotation, cellular component: cytoplasm.